Messenger RNA from Thermochaetoides thermophila DSM 1495, 3903 nucleotides. RefSeq lists its product as uncharacterized. The coding region runs from base 1 to 3903 and encodes 1300 amino acids. The transcript has a single exon. The record is from RefSeq and is a predicted model, not a curated record. Lineage: Eukaryota; Fungi; Ascomycota; Sordariomycetes; Sordariales; Chaetomiaceae.
AUGUCGCAGUCCUUCCCGUGGUUGCAGCCCAUGAGCGUUAAUGUCGAACCUUUGCGAUGUGAUCCCCUGCAUGGUCCCGAAGACGUCAUCUAUUCCGGUUCCGACGACGAUGCCUAUUCCGACCCCGAAGAACGUAGCCGACGCGUCGAGACCCAGGCCCUCCGAUACCUCGAAGGGAAGUCAGUCUUCCUGCUAUCUACCUCACUCCGCGGCCCGUUUGAUAGCAGUUCCGGCUGGGUCAACCCCUGGCGCUCCCGUUCAGCGUCUAGAGUGGAUAAGCAUAAGCGCACAAGCAAGUGGCUGUCCAGACCAAAGCAGACCGCCGCCUCGUUGCGAACCUCUCAAGACCAUAAUGUCUCCAGCCAUACCUUCGAGUCCGCCAACAGUAAUGCUGCAAACCUUGCCUCCUUCAAGACUACCAAUAUCCAAUAUGAAGAAGACUACGACAACUUACAAGGCCCAUUGCAGUACUUAGACGAGGAUGCGCUCUAUAGGAUUGAGGCUUGGAGACAGAGGGUUGCCAGAGAGUUCAGUGUUAGAACUCCAGGGCAUUCUGCACCCCAAACUCCCACCUCAGCCGACUCGAGAAAGGCCAUCCAAUGGACCGUCAGAACACCAGGAAGCUCGUCUCGUAUUGUAUGCGACGAAAUCCCCCAGAGCAGCUUUGUACUCCCCCCAAGCACGCCAGUACAGGCUUCCAAACAGGAAUCGAGAUCAUUAAGCAAAUCGAAAACAUUCCAUCAGCCGAACGAGCCCGGUCCCUCGAGUCUACUGCCUGCAGCCAGUCAACCUCAAGCUGUCCACAGCACUCCUCAGAGCGCUACUCUUCCGAAGCCGACUGCCGCUAUCGACCUCUCUCCACAUGCAGUGAAGCUCUACGAGCAGUUUGUUAUGGCUGGCAAGUCAUCGGCACACUCGCCGGUACGAGCACCUCAAGGCGUGGAACCACCCGGAGAGGAUACACCUGUGAAGGAAGAGCCCAGGGAGCCGAGUCUUGAAGAUAUCCAGGGUGUUGCCUCUCAGGCGUAUGCUACACCGGAUGUCCUGCCCGAUCAUCCCGUCUCCGCAAUCCGAUAUCAACUACAGUACAGUACCCAAACUGACGGGAGCUUUCGCUUCCGGAGGAAAAGGUCUGCACCAAGCGGGGAUGACAGCAGGCCGACUAGUCCGGGCUCGGAACAGAGGCCGGCGAGUAGGAGGGAGAGUGGUCCGACAUUGGAGCAACACCAAGUGUCUGAGGAACAGCCUGAGGUUGCUGGGCCAGAACUGGAGGUGCUCAAGCAGGCUUUACCACCAGGUGAUGAUCAUCCUCGGCUAGAACAGGAAAGUACCAGACCGGAGCCUGAGUCUCAGGUCAAGAUAGAGCCACCAGAGGAUCAGUCAAGAGAGGUCUCUAUGUCGAGUGAGCAUAUCCCUGACACGGAACCUCAGACUGUCGGAACGGUGCCUGAGCAAAUUGGCCCAGAAAAUGCACUGGAGGAUAAUUUUCCAUCUCCCGAGCAGCAAGUUGGAGCUCCCGCGGCAGCGGAAGCACUCCUACAAGGCUCUGAGCCCAGGGAUCAAACUCCCGAGUCAGAGCCGGAGCAGAAGGAAGGCGAUGCUACAUCCACUCCCCCUGCUGUCCACGAGCCAAUUGCCGGUCCCAACGACGUCACACAACAGACACCAUCUGAGGCUACACCUCGGCCCAACUCCGCUCAGAGGAGCGUACAAAGGACCAGCGGCAGCAGCCCUGUGGCCUGUCCGGCUCAACAAGCCGAGACGUAUACUCCAGCGGCAUCCGUCUCCCAGCUUGAUGGCCCUACAUUGAUCGCCACGGGAGACUCAUUCGCGUCCAGCGAACCCAGCAGUUUCGCCUACUUCUCGCAAGAGGGCUUCUCCCAGGAUAUGCCCUCGAAAGUUCUGCCUUCGCCGAGAAGGCUGCUCUGGCCCAGGUCUCAGAGGGCGAGCAAUAGUCCGGGGCCGCUGUUUGGGUUUGCUUCGAUCCCGGCAAAGAACCAGACGCAGGCGGUUCAGGCUGGUCCAGAAGAAAACCAUGUUGUGCAGGAUAAGAAUGAUGCCAUCGAGCCCGUGGUCGCGGAUAGGGAUGCUCCAACAGAGACCAAUGAAGACGGCAAUGACGUGACGCCGACGGCCACCGUAGCUCAAUAUUCGGGAAGCGAGACUGCCAGCGAAGCUGAGGAAGAGAACGUUCAUCCUGAGGAGCCCCCACAGCCUGAGGAAGCAAACGAUGAGCCUGAGACAAGACGGCCUUCCUCUGUUCCAGAGCCUGCGGCACAGAGCCCGUGGAUUAAGGAAGAGGCCAUUCCUCCCCCUCCUGCUCCCGAGACUGUUCAGGAAGCUGAACCCGCAGAGCCCAAAGUCGCCCGAACUCCCCAAGCCGUCCAGAGCCCCUGGACGAAGGACGACUCCAUCCUCUCAGCCCUCGGUGCCCUUCAAAAUCCCCGUCUCUCCCUCAUCGCCAACCAGGGUCUGGUCAACACCGCCUCACAAAGUCCCUGGGCCCGUGGCGAUUCUCAAAUUCCGUCCCUCGUGGCCCGCAUGGUCAACCCGCUCUCCUCCCCCGCCAACAGCAGCAUCCUUCCCGAAAACACCGAACUCGAGGCCGAGUACUCCCUCUCGCAGAAUCCCGAGCAACAGCCGCAAUCACUAUGCAAGCUUCGAGUGCAAAAUACUACCAUGCCCGACUCCCAGGGCGGUGAAGCCGACAGCCUCCCUCCACAGCCUUCUACCCCCGAGACAAAGCCCUCGAGCUUGCCAACCCCCCCUGAUUUCAGCAUCUCGGUCCGUUCCUUCAAGGAGUUCAUGACGCCCUCGCCGCGGCCUAAGCGUGCUAUGAAGCGCAGACGGACAUCUCUUCAUUACACGGAUAGAAAGAGUGAUGAGGACACAAGUGAGCUGCUCCCCAGCACCCAAGCAUUGGUCGACGCAGCGACCACGAACCCGUGGCAGUCCUCAUCUGCUUUGCGUCCCUCAUCAAGCAUGCCUUGCACAGCGAAGAGCGAAAACAGGGGGAUCAAGCGGCGGAGAAAGAAGAGAGUCUCGUGGGCGGAUCUAGAGGGGCAGAAUCUCUGUCAAGAGGAGGGGGGUGACAGCCAGGCCGAGACUGAGACAGCGUCUUGUGUCGCGAGGGAGAAACUGUCUAGGAGGGCAUCCUCCCCUCCGCCGAGUAUCCUCUCUCGUGCCAAGCUCCCUGGGGAGGGUGAAAAAUUUGGGAAGCACUUUGCUGCCGUUUCUAGGCGCAGACGUGGCGUUGGUUCUACCGAUCAAGUCCCAUCAUCUCAGCAAUCCACCCCCCAACCCGAAGAAAACGCCCUACCUCAAGAAGCCGAUCCCUCUGAAGAUAAAGACGACGACGAGGACUCCAACAAAGAAAACAUCACCCCCGAACCCCUCGAUGAACCUAACCCCCUCGAAGUCUCGACCGAGCUCGAAGAAUCUUCACAAUCCCCCUCCCACCACUCUUCCGAGAUAGACUCCGAAAACGAAGAAAACAUCGACCCCAACCAACUGAGCCAAGAACUUGACACCCAACUCGACGACGUCAAUGCCGUGCUCCAAAACCUAGAUGAGUUCCUCGGCACGAGCUGGGAUUUGGACGCCGAGCUGAGGAGUAUGGCUAGGCAGCAGAGACAGAUAGAGCAACAAUCUAGAGUUGGAUUUGGGUUGGAGAUGGGUGAUAGUAUCUCCACUAUUAGCGAUACUGCUAAACGUGAGAGUGUGAAUUUCGGGUUCAACUCGGGUGUUGGGGAUGAAGAGCAGGACGUGCCUGCUUCCUCGGCUGUUUUUGGCUCGGGAGAGUUUGUGAGCGGGUUUGCAGGGGCUUCUCGGAGACGGUCUGGUCGGGGGUCUGGCUUUGGGCUCGGGUUUGAUGACAUGAUGGACGCCGGUGUUUGGGACUGA